AUGGCGCCUUUCGGAGAUGUGGCCAUGCGGAAGAUGGAGUCCAUGUGCCGUUUGGAGAACCGCAGCCGAGCGGCGCUUUUGUCCCAGAUCGUGCGUGUGCGCUAUGAGGCGGCCAGGGAAUGGCGAGCUGGCGCCAUCGGAAAGCUUUUCUCCUCCAGGUCGUCUCCCUCUCGAACGCCGCUGAAGGUGCUUUCCUCGAGGGUCCUGUCGCUCUCUGGGGCUAUCUGCUCUGAGACGCAGCUGCAGUUGCAGUGGAGCCUCCGCGGCGGUCUCUCACAGACGGUGGAUCUGACACUCUUGCGAGGGCUCCUGUCUGCCGUGGAAGUUCAAGGAAUCCUGGAUCUCACCCCAUCAGAGUUCGACCUCGAUCGAGCUGACGUCGAGCUGGUCCCAAAGAGGUGGAUCAUGCUGGAGAGGGCUGGCAAAGCUUUGCCUGACAGGCAGCUGCUGGCUUCACACACGCAGGCGCUGCAAGGUCGCUUGCUGCCCUACCUCCGGCAACACCUCGCGUGCCCGGCGUGUGUGGUUUGCUCUUCCAUUCUUCGGCGCUAUUCUACGGCGCUCGGGGAAAGGCACCGCGACCCCCCCCACACCGACGGACAGGCCUUUGCGACAGUUGUGAUUGCACUAAACAGUGCCGGCGUCGACUACCAGGGCGGCCUCUACCUGGUCUCGGACCCCUCCAGGCCGCUGACCGUCUCCCUGGCGGCGGGGGAUGCGGUGAUCCACCGCUGGGAUCUUCAGCAUGGCGUCGAGGUCACGGAGGGCCAGCGAUUGAGUUGGAUUCUUUGGCUACAGGAUGCCAGCCCCUGCGUGAGCCAAGUGGAGCUGCACCAAAGGCCAUUCCUCAGAGUGGCCGCGCAGGCCGGAAAUGUGGUGGCCAUGCAAAUCCUGGGAACAGGUGAGAAUGGCCGCAGCGACGAGGGCAGGGCCUGUCUGCGGCAGGCUGCAGAGGCCGGGCUGGCUGGCGCUCAGGCUCACUUGGCCAAGCGCCUGCAAGAGGAAGGCGAGGAGGCGGAAGCACUGCGAUGGCUGAGAGAGGCAGCCAAGCAAGCGGAUGCAGGCGCAAUGGCCUCCUUGGGCAUGGCUCUGCUGCAGAAGGAGCCCCUCAAAGCUGAGGAGUGGCUGCGGAAGGCGGCAGCGGCCGGGCAUGCGGUGGCACAGCACGACCUAGGCAUGGCUUUGCUGACUGGGGCCUUUGGCAGGACCGUAGAUGCGGCCUUGUGGUUGGAGCGCGCCGCGCGCCAGGGCCACGCACCGGCCCAGAGCAACUUGGCAGUGUGCUUUGCAGAGGGCCGGGCUUUGAUGCAGUCCUUGCCAGCGGCGCUCUACUGGUGGGGCGAGGCGUCCGCGCAGGGCCUCCCAGACGCGCAGCAGAACCUGGAGCGCCCGGAGGUUGCCCCAGAUGCCCGGACGCAGCUCCGGGCCUCGCUUUGCCGCCAGGAGGAUGGGCGGCCGAACUUUUUCUUGCUGUUCCCGCAGAGCCGUCAUCUCUUCGGGCAGACCCACUUCGCCACACUGGAGUCGGUCUUGCUGCCCGGCGCAUGUGGGGUGCGGCCAGAACUGGAGUUCCUGUUCAACAGGUUCCAUCACCCAGCCGCGAAUGUGCUGGUCCUGGGCUUCGACCUGCCCGAGGAUCUCUUUGAUGCCUACCUCUUGGAAGGCUAUUGCGUGACCUUCCAGCCCAUCAGCUCUCCGGGCCUCUCCGGGGACCUGGUGGCCGCUGUUGGCGACGCGGCUGCGCCCUUCCUGGCGCCCCGGAAAGGUCUCCAUGAAUUUGAGGCAAGAUAUGGCCAGCCACAGACGGAGGCUGACCUGGCGCGCCUGCUGAACGCGAUCCUCCUCUCCCAACAGGUUGUGCCCAUGACAAUGCGUAAGGUCCUGCAUGGUGGCACCAGCCUUCCGAUGGACUCGGAGCUGCAAAUGGGAGAUGGGCUGCUUCUGAACCCUUGGGACUUGGCACUGCCUCCGCAGCUGCUGCUGCAGAGUUCCGCCGUGUUCUUGGAGAAGUUGGAAGGCGUGGAGCUGCCCUGGGCCUUGCAAGUCGAGGACUUCGAGCGUUCUUGGCUCCCCAGGUCUCACGUGGACCGCGCAGACGGUGCCACUUCCGUGUGCCUGGAGGUGAUGUGCCCACGGACCUUACCUCGAGGUAGCAGCUUCGGGCAGCAGAUGCUGCAGUGGACGACAGCCAAUCUGGGCCCAGAGGGUGCGGAUUUGAAUCAAGCUGCAACCAUGCUCUACCGCUUGUACGUCCAGCAGAGACCUGCACGAACGCCUUUUCAGGCGGGCGAGGUGAUCUUCAACCACGAGCUAGUGUUGCUGCCCUACUGGGUGCAAAUGCAGCCGCACUUCUCGGACGGCUGGAAAGACUUUGGCGGCGUGGACGGGGAGCUGACGCAGCACACUGCCCUCCACUGGCCGAGGCAUUCACGAGCUGCGGCAGAUUGGUCGCUUGUGUCAACUGCCAGGCUCUGGUUGCCGCUGAGCUUCGGGCCACCUUCGAGCCGCCAGGCGAUGCCACAGAGCGUCAUAGACCUGGCGUUGAGAUACUUCACUCUCGAUCUGGCGCCUUGGCCCUUCAGGAAGAAGGGCUUCAGAAACGGAAGGAAGAAGCGCCCGAGCCGCGCCAAGCGGCUGCGCUCGCCGGCGGACUUCACGGCGGAGAACACGGGCUUCAUCGACGAGGUCAACCGAGCCAAGGGCGUGUCGAGCAUCCGGGAGGGCGGCCUGCCGGGCAGUGUGGGGGGCUUCCGCAGCUUCAAGGAGCUGCGGCUGGUGGGGCACCAGCAACAGGGCCUGCAGUGGCAAGUGGCAGUGGCCGGCCCUGGCCUGAGCUUCUUCUGCCGCCGGGAGCAUCGACGCAGCUCCUGGGGCAGCACGCCGGGUGCUGUGGAAGCCCCCGUUUCCAGCGCGCUGCGCACCUGCGAGGCGGGCCUGCGACCUCCAGGCGAUGCUGUCCAAUUCUGCGGCAGUCCGGCCGAGGUAAACGCAGCUCUUUCCCUGCUGGCUUAUCACCCUGUCGCCAUGCCUUCGGUGGCAAACGUGUCGGAACCCCGGCGCGACGCGCGGAUGUCGGCGGACGAGCUGGAGGCCGCAGCUUGGCAGGCGCACUUCAGCCAAUUGCGCGUGUCUGCGCGGCCGGGCUGCGAAGGCUCAAGCACGGCGGACGAGGUGACAGAAGUUCAAUUUGCUGCGUUGCUGGAUGACGUGGAGGAGCUUGUCACUGUUGUAGCGCACUGCGCGGAGCGCUGCCACCUAUUGGAGCGAUUGGCCGCUUCCUUCCGGGAGGCUUACGCCAAGUUGCCCAUCAUCGCAACUUGCGAAUGCGCCGAGGAUCAAGAAUGUCUCCAGCCAGCUCCUCGAGCUCACGAUACAGUGCCGCACUUCACGGUAGUCUCCGUCCCUUACGACUUCGGCCUGUCACGCGGGAAGACACUGCUGGUGGAGAUGACGCACACGGAGUUUGUGCUGGUGCUGGAUGACGACUUCACGCAUUCCAUGCACUCCUGUUUGGAGUGCAUGUUGUGGAAGAUGCGGAGUCGGCACUACUCGGCCUGGAAGCCCUUCGACGUUUUGGGCUUCCCGGUGCAAGAGGACGAGCGGAUCUUCGGCGCCUUUCGCGGCAGCUUCCGGGUCACCAAUCAGCAGCUCUUCCUUGAGCCCAUGGUGGAGGAGCUCUUGCCUGACGGGUGCAUGCGCGUGGAGAUUUGCCCCAUGGUGUUCCUGGGGAGAACCGCUCGGAUGAGAACCUUCCACUUUCAGAAGGAUCUCCGGGUAGGGGAGCACGAGCAGUUCUUCUACUCCAAUGCCUACAAUGGAGUCCAGGUCGCCGUGUGCUUCGACUCCUCCUUCCCGCACUUCCGAGUGAACACCAUGAGCGCCGGCUACGUGAAGCGACGAGAGAGGAUGCCGGAGCUCAUGGCCAACGCCUUCGAGAAGCUGGGCUUCGAGCGGGCGAUGUUCCUCUUCCGGAAGUACGACCAGGGUCGCAUGGAAGACUACGAUGAGUUGCUGGAGAAGACCGUGCCACCCUGGCACGUGGGCCACGACAGCUGUGGACCUCCCACAUCACCACCAGUGCCCUUCGCGCAGCUGCUUCUGGUCUUGCUUUCCAGCGCAGACGAACGCGGCCGGGCGUUCCGAAGCGUGCUACGGACUGUCGGCUGGCAAAAGCAGUUCCAAGAGCUCGCGGGAGCUGGUGCCCUCAGAUGGGUUUUCGCGGUGCACCCCCGUGCAGACGAGGCGAAGCUUUUCAUCGAGCUGGAGCAGGAGCACAAGGAGCAUCAGGACCUGCUGAUCCUGCCGCCUGCCGAUAGGACGUCAACAUCAGCGGAAGCCACCACUGACCAGAUGAUUCAGGUAUUGGCCCUCCUGCGGGACUUCCAAUUCAGGUGGCUGGUGGUUGCUCGGCAAGAUGUCUUCGUGCGCGCUGGGCGUUUCCUGGAUGAGCUACAGGGCCUAGAGCCGCCGGGCGGCAAGGUCCUAGGCUCCUGGAGUCGCUUGCCAGGCGGCUGGAGGUUGGAUCCUCACUUCUUCGUUCUACCCCGGGACGUCUUUGUUUUGCUUUCGGCGCCUGAGUUGAUCUCGCGCCUGGCGGUGCAAGGCUUCAACCAGGCCUUCGGCGAUUUGUCCAACCUGGAUGCUGGUGUCAGCACCUGGAUGCAUGCCUUCGCCGUGGAGCGUUUGCAGAUGCGAGCAUCGCAGAGGGGGCAAGCGCUGGCGUGCCCAGCUGACACGGUAACUCUGUACCCGAUCAGCCCAGAGGAGCUUGCGGCACUGGGUCGAAGCCCUGCAGCCUUCGGGUGCUGAUGAGCGCACUUGUACAUACUCGCCUUCGUGGCAAAUGGCAUGGCUCCUGCACUCGGCGGU
Molecule: messenger RNA, 4869 nt
Organism: Effrenium voratum
Lineage: Eukaryota; Dinophyceae; Suessiales; Symbiodiniaceae
Source: the annotation of a GenBank genome assembly